Molecule: messenger RNA, 1575 nt
Organism: Ustilaginoidea virens
Lineage: Eukaryota; Fungi; Ascomycota; Sordariomycetes; Hypocreales; Clavicipitaceae
Exons: 4
Coding region: 1-1575 (524 amino acids)
Biological process (GO): UDP-alpha-D-glucose metabolic process; glycogen metabolic process
Cellular component (GO): cytoplasm
Molecular function (GO): UTP:glucose-1-phosphate uridylyltransferase activity
Source: RefSeq, a predicted model, not a curated record
AUGGCUGGCGUGAUAAAGAGCGCGCUGCCUUCGCACUUGAAGCCAGUUGCCAGGGAAGGGGAUGACAAUGGCUUUGAAAAGCGCCAUCAUGGCAAGACCCGUAGCCACAUGGCUUUCGAAAACACCUCCACAAAUGUCGCUGCUGCUCAGAUGCGGAAUGCUCUUACCAACCUUGCCGAGACCGUCAAGGAUCCCAACGACAAGAAGCUCUUCGAGACCGAAAUGGACAACUUCUUUGCCCUUUUCCGUCGUUAUCUGAAUGACAAAGCCAAAGGCAAUGCUGUCGACUGGGAUCGCAUUGCACCUCCUGCGCAGGGACAGGUUGUGGACUACGAGGACCUUGCCAAUUCCGAAUCCGUCAACUUCCUCAACAAACUGGCUGUAUUGAAGCUUAAUGGUGGUCUGGGAACCUCGAUGGGCUGUGUUGGCCCCAAGUCAGUGAUUGAGGUCCGUGACGGCAUGUCCUUUCUCGACCUUUCUGUGCGUCAAAUCGAGUUCCUCAACCGAACAUACGACGUCAACGUUCCCUUCAUUCUCAUGAACUCUUUCAACACCAACGAUGAUACUGCUGCCAUCAUCAAAAAGUACGAGGGUCACAACGUCGACAUCCUUACCUUCAAUCAGUCCCGAUACCCCCGGAUUUAUAAAGACUCCCUCCUACCUGUUCCCAAGGACUUCAAAUCACCCAUUUCUGAGUGGUACCCGCCUGGCCACGGUGACGUGUUUGAGUCGCUGUACAACUCUGGCAUCCUCGAAAAGCUGCUGGAGCGAGGGAUUGAAAUCAUCUUCUUGUCCAAUGUGGACAACUUGGGGGCUGUUGUCGACCUUCGCAUUCUUCAACACAUGGUCGAGACCAAGGCUGAGUACCUUAUGGAAUUGACCAACAAGACCAAGGCCGAUGUCAAGGGCGGCACCAUUAUCGACUACGAGGGAUCUGUCCGUCUCCUCGAAAUUGCUCAGGUACCAAAGGAGCACGUCAAUGAGUUCAAGUCGAUCAAAAAAUUCAAGUACUUCAACACCAACAACAUCUGGCUCAACCUGAAAGCCAUCAAACGAGUUGUGGAGAACGACGAGUUGGAGAUGGAAAUCAUCCCCAACGGCAAGACCAUUCCCGGCGACAAGAAGGGAGAGUCCGAUAUUUCCAUUCUGCAACUCGAGACGGCCGUCGGCGCCGCUAUUCGACACUUCAACAAUGCUCACGGCGUCAACGUUCCCCGCAGACGAUUCUUGCCUGUCAAGACAUGUUCUGACCUGAUGCUGGUAAAGUCGGACCUGUACACUCUGAAGCACGGUCAACUGCAGAUGAGCGCCGCCCGUUUUGGCGACGCGCCCCUCAUCAAGCUCGGCAGUGACUUCAAGAAGGUGUCGGACUUCCAGAAGCAUAUCCCCUCCAUUCCAAAAGUUCUCGAGCUGGACCAUCUCACCAUCACGGGCGCCGUAAACCUCGGCCGCGGCGUGACUCUCAAGGGAACUGUCAUAAUCGUAGCUACCGAGGGUAGCACUAUCGAUGUUCCUCCCGGCUCCAUUCUGGAGAAUGUUGUCGUCCAGGGUAGCUUGCGUCUCUUGGAACACUAA